Molecule: messenger RNA, 5114 nt
Organism: Wyeomyia smithii (pitcher-plant mosquito)
Lineage: Eukaryota; Metazoa; Arthropoda; Insecta; Diptera; Culicidae
Exons: 6
Coding region: 1877-4933 (1018 amino acids)
Cellular component (GO): plasma membrane
Source: RefSeq, a predicted model, not a curated record
AAUGUACUCCGUCAGGACAUAGAACCUGUACGUGCAGUGAAAAACCUAUAUUUUUCCGGCCCGUUGCAGUGAAAAUUUUAAAAAGAGUACUAGUUGGUGUUUCCGGUUGAUGUGCGUAUAUUCAACAUUUCUAGAUAUCAGGACACACGAUAAUUCAGUUUCCACAACACUCCAAUCGGGUGAAAAAUCAAUUGGAAAAUUACCCCAUCCCCUAAGGUGAAAGGUACGAAGCGAAGGAAAACUGUAACGAAAACACAAGGUGAAUAUAGCAUACUGGAAUGCUUUCUAGCAGAACGAAGUCAGAGCAUAACCACAAACACAGUCGAAAACCAGUAUUUCCGUAUUGCGCAUGCCUCGCGUACCGAAAUUCACCACUCUCGAGUAAAACACAUGUGUUGAACCCUUAAAACAGAGCGCUCGCCAGAAAAAGGCUCUCAGUUUUCCGUGAACUACCGAACUGGCUCGAGAGCAUCGACAAGACUUCGAUGGGAAACUCUUUGCUGCUGGCGGAAAAAAGUGAAAACUGUUAUUUUUUCCUGUUAUUGCAGCAGUUCAGUGCAGAAACGACCGAGAGAUUAACUAGGAUCAAAGUCGUUUCCAUAUUUAUGCAAAUUGAUACUCGCACAGGGAAGUGAAUCCGUCCUGGGGUGUAAGCGAAAACCGACUUUCGGCAUUUUUCAACUCAUCCGCAAGUACCGAUUGGGGUCGACAGAACCGCAGUGGCGUGAAACUUUACAGCGAAAGAAACUAUUUCAAGGAUUAAAUCGCUUUUCCGUGUGGUACUCCCGACGCGUCACAGGCGCCAGACCCCCCACCGCAGUGUAGUGUAAUUCUCAGCCUUAUCGAUGCUUUGGUGCUUCUCUUUAUCCACAACACGAAAGUGGUGAGCAAAGGUUUCGUGUGUAUACGCAGUGAAAUAUUAGUAUCACCCAAAAAAAUAAGAACCAACACCGAAGUGAGAGAGGGAUUGAGCAAGGACGAACAAGCAGUAAAUUAUACACGACGUCAAUAGGCAUAGUGGAAAGCAAGGCACGAAUUCAGAGCCUCUGAACCGGAAUCCUGGUGAAUAUGUCGAACAAGGUUUCAACAAGUUAUUGCUGUGCAACUCGCUGCAGUUUCCCCCGGUGUUAGUGAUUCCGUUCGAGAGGGUGAUGGGAAUUUCGCCACGGGACGCGGGAAAAGUGCAUUGUUAUACUAACCAGAAUCAGCUGGAAAAUAGGGCUGAUGAAUAAUUGAAAAGCGGCUCAGCCAACCGCCGACUGGAGAAGUGCUGCACGUGUGAUUUCGCCUGAAUUCCGACGCACAAGUUUGGUGUUGGUGUGCCCAUGAAUCGAACACCAGGUUCAAUGGUUUAAGCUUGUUAAUAUGUAAUCAAGUUAGGUUUUUUUUUUGAAUUUGACGAAAGUUCUCCUCUCGGUACGGUUAACACAAAACAAGCUACCGACUGGCCGGCAAUUUCCAUCGGGGUUGUUACGUAUAUUGCGUGAAGCUCUACACAUCAAACAAUGUAACUCACCAAAACUCGAUUCACACCAAGGAAGAACAUUGCCGCAACCGAGCUCUCCGCCAUUCCUCUGCACUGGAGCGAACAGAAAAAAGCAUACUACAGCUGCAGUUAUGCCCGAUUCAACUUAACAGAUCAGCAGCCGUUAUUAAAUGCAUAAAUUUUAUCCUGACCAUCGCCCUUGCCUUGUGGUCAGCAACGCUCUCUCGGUCGUUCCCGUGCCCACGUUUGUCCAUCGGAGUGCAACGCGAGGCUGUGCCGUUACUUUGGAAGAAACCAGGCUGUAGUUUGAAAGUGGAAUGCAGUGAAUACCCAUCGGAUGCUUCUGGUUCGGUGAAACGGAGCCGACUGCGGAAAACGUUGAGUGUGUGUAUGUGUGUGUGUCGAAGUGUGUAUCUGCAUCAGUGUGUAUCUACGUUUGCAAUUCAAAUCAAAUCAAUAUUGGCGAUGUGCUCCAAACCCAGCCAGAACAGCAGCAGUAACGUUCUGAUAGUCGGUGCUCUCUUUUUAAUAAUUGUAGAAAUAAAUCAAACUGAUUGCAAUUCCAUACUGCCGAAUGUGGUUACGAGAGGGCGUAGUGGUAGCACUACAACAGCGACUGUAGCGGCAACGACUGGAUUGGCCACUAUCAGCACCCAGUCUUUAGGUGGCGAUGAGAUCGGUACUAACAACAGCAGCAAGAAUGGUCACCGGUAUGAAGAAACGACGACCGGCUACUUGGCAGCUUCCGAAAGACCGACCACUGUCGACAGCACCCAUUCCACCUACAAGGCAUCCAGCAGCCUAGCGGCUUCGUCCAACACCAGCAGCCUGGGCAACGGUUUCGAGGGUCAGAUACCGUUGGAACGAUUACCAUCCAAUACACUGCUCAAGUAUACCGCUUAUAAGGACGUUUCGAUUCUACAUUUCCGUAUACCGACAGACACCCGUACAGCCUUCUUUAGUUUUAAGGCAUACGAGGAAUCUAAAAGUGCCUUUCAACGUGUGUGUCAACCGAACGACAUUACGUUACACCUGAAAGCUGGCAGCUAUCCAGUGAUUAGUCCGGAGAAUAUAACGUUCCCGAAGCAUUUCCUGCGGACCGACGAAAGAUUCGAGAUACAUAAUUUACAAUUUAAAUCCGACAGCAUAACGCGCCGGCUGAGCAUAGAUGGACCACAUCCGGGCAAUUGGUUUGCCGUGGCGUUUAUCAGCUGGACGGAUCCAAACAACGAGCGGAUCGAGCAGCAAGGUCUCGCUCCAUCCUGCGAAACGCUCCUAAUGUCCGAGAUGUCCGUGGCGCAGGCGGUACCGACGAUUCUGAAUGCACGGCAAUCACACACGGACACGAUCAGCAGCAAUCACACCGAACCAAGAAGCUACAAAUUUUUCAUUCCCAGCGGUAUCGCAGUGGUUUCGUGGCAGCUUCAAAUCACCAAACCGUGUAACGACUGCAGCGACGUGAGCUUCUUCGUCCAGGCCCAAUCACUUCCGACGCGCAAGGAUUACCUGGAGAGUGCAGUGUUCUGUCCGAACCAAACGGAUCCGUUUAGAGUUGAGUUCUACCCCCAGGAGAACAGCUGGCACUAUGCUGAUAUAGGCUUUGUGAUCGAUGAUGACGGGCACUCGAAUAGGACGGUGAACGAUACUAACGGGGGUGCUGAAACGAAAUUUUUAGAACUAGAGUAUACCAUCGUGGUUGAGUUCAACACGAUCGAAGAAGGUCAAUCGAAACCAGUAGGUGACGAGACGGUGAGAUCAUCGAACGAAAAAGUGCUAACCCGAAGAUCGUUCGAUUACUAUCCACUACUUCGUCAGACGUAUCGCGAGUUCUUUAUGUUUGAUUAUGAUCUUUUACCCGAUAUCAACGGAACCGUACCGUUGACCUUGAACCUUAGCGCCAACACUCCUGCUCUGAUGAAGUUCGACGUGAAUGAUGUCUACGACAUUGGUGGAACACUGAGUUUUGCUGUGGCUAUGCGACAGGAUAUGAAAAGUACUUUAAUCGAUGCACAUCAAGCGAACAGCAACGAUCAUGUAGGAGUUGUUGCCGAAAAGUUGAUAGAUGUUCAAGACUUCAUCGAGGAGACCACUACGACUACAACUACAAGCACGACAGCGGCUCCAGCGACGGGUGGGGUGAAGGAGUCGAACAAAACUAACCAGACGGUAAUCGUUUGUAUGCGACUUGGUGAACCAGGAGUGCCAACCUGGCCGGAUAAAUGCACCUACGCAAGACAUACCUUCCCGGCUGCCAUCAUCAUUAACAAUACGGACUCAGAUACCAGUACAGGGUUGGUGCAUAUUCCGUUUCCGGAGCCUGGCAGAUGGUUCGUAACAUUAGGGAUAUUCUGCCAGGGAUCGGAAAUGGCAGCCAAGAUUACGAUCAUAGAUAGUGUGAAGGAGUUUAUCAAGAAAAAUCGAGCGAUACUGCAGAAUAUUAAGCGACCGUGCUCUUGUGCUGAAUCAGCCUCCAUUUACUAUCAAUGUCUUGGCGAAGAAGCGUGCUUGGUGAGUCUAAACGAAACGGAAACGCUCAAAAUUAAAGAGUGCAUAAUGGAUUCCAAGUGCACCGAACACUCAGAUAAGAUGGCGCGGAAGUUUGAAGCUCACCACAAGUAUGCUACGGAACAAAGUGUUUCGGCUGAUGGCACUUGUAACGGCAGCGUAGUGUUCACAAUAUCAUCCAGCCCGUGUGUUGCGGGAAGAUGCGGUAGAUUUGGUCGCUGCUACCAUUAUAUGUCCGGUGGUUUUGUAUUUUCAACGUGUCUGUGUUUACGUAAUUACCGCGGGUGGGAUUGUACCGAAGACUCGCAGGUUCCGUCCAGUGCAUCAAUCUUGCUCGCCUCGCUGAUGUUGACGUUGUCUAAUCUAUUGUUCCUACCGAGUAUUUUCUUCGCUAUCAAACGAGGUUACUACACGGAAUCAAUUAUAUACUUCUUUGCGAUGUUCUUUUCUACAUUCUACCACGCCUGUGACUCUGGCGAGGAGGAGUUUAGCUUCUGUCUCGUCAAAAUAGGGGUCUUACAAUUCUGUGAUUUCUACUGUGGCCUACUAGCAAUCUGGGUUACCUUAAUAGCAAUGUCCAAUGUAAGACAUCAAUUUGUCUCACUGCUGCACAUGCUGGGCGCCAUUCUACUGGCGUUCGGAACUGAACUGAACAAACAGUCCCUAUGGGUAUUCCUAGCUCCAGCGCUGACUGGAAUCUGUCUGAUCUCCGUCAGCUGGGGCCUACGAUGUCGCAAGACGCGGAAGUGUUUCCCAUCUCGAAACUAUUUGGCCAUUUGUCUACCAGUGGGUAGCGUUCUCGUUAUGGUUGGUCUCGUUUGCUACGCUUUCUUACAAACCAAACAAAACUACCAUAUCGUUCACUCGAUCUGGCAUAUGGUAAUGGCGCUGAGCAUUCUCUGCCUCUUACCGGGCCGGAAAACGUUCCAACCAAAAUGCUAGCAUACGGUGUUGAUCUACCUUUUCAAUUCCGCCUCGCAUUCGUCCAACACGAUGUCAACGGCAACCACUUCUGGAACGACUCCAGCGCCUACUACUACAACAACUGAGGAAGUAUCCACCAGCGUUGAAUCUCGUGGAAAUAUAUUUACCAUACCGGCAGCGUCCGUUGCCAUCCGUAGUC